AUGGCGUCGCAGCGGAUGAACGGACAAGGCGCGAAAUUCGGACGAUUUGUCUCGAUCGGACGCGUCGGGGAGCCGAAACCGGCGCAAUUGCCGAGCGAACGGCGCGAAGGCGGCGACGAGGACCGAAGCGCGAGACCGACGCCGGGACGGGACGAAGGACGGUGGCGAGACGAGAAUGAAUCGAUCGAUCCGCGGCGUCGGGAAUCGGGAGACGGAGGCGCGCGACGAUAUGACGAUGGGUACGGGCGAGAGCGAGGGUACGGCGAUCGGGAUCGAGGGUUCGGGUCGGCGUCGUUCGACGGCGGCGCGAGGCGGAGUCGGGACGACGACGGCGGUUACGGAGGGAGUUGGAGGUCGGCGGAUCGGCGGAUGAGCGGGGAACGCGCUGGAAGGGAUUAUGGAAGCGGUGGUUGGCAAGACAGGGAUGAUCACCGCGGAUUCGGGAGACAGGCGCGGGAGAGUCCCGAUCGCGAAAAGAGUUGGCGGCGGCGAGAAGAACCGGCGACGGCGACGGCGACGAGACCGGUUGCGACGGCGCCCGUCGUUCGAAGGAGCCUGGACGUGAAUCAUAACGCGGAGGGUGCUUUAGAUAAGCUACACAUUCCGCACGGCGCGCACGAAUGGGGACAAGAAGACGACGAUUUUGACGAUUUGGCGCCUCCAGCUUGGUUGCUGCAGGACGAACGCGGCGCAAGCGGAGGCGACGACAGGCGAGCGCAACAUCGCGUGCCUGAGCCGCGUCAGAGCUCCAGAUCGCCACCUACGUCUCGUGUGAAAGCGCUCGUGAGGCCAAAGGGAGAUGGUGGGCACUUCAACAGCGCGAAACUUCCGGACCAUUUGAAAAAUUUGAAGCGCGAACCCGGCGAAGAGAAGAAGCUGUGGACGCCUCCGGAACCGGUCGGAGGCGCGGUUAAAAAGCGUCCAGAAAAGGUACACAGUACGCCUCCUAAGGCUGUACCUAAAGUCACGCCUAGGAGCGUACCAGAACCUAAGACUCGCAGAAGCAUGGACAUCAGUCCCGUAUCGCGAACGCCGCCUCAACCGCGCAAAUCGAGCGCGUCCAAAAGGCAGCCUUCGCCUUCGGCGCCGCAUUUACCGCCGCCUCAUCCUUUACAACAAACACCACCACCGGCUCCACCUGGGGCUCCCCCACCGGGCGCUUCUAGAGCGCCGCCUCCGGUUCCUCCCGGCGUGCCGCCGCCGGCGACCCGGGCGCCCCCGUUGCCGCCGACUCCGCCGCCCCCGUUGCCGCCAGGCGCGCCGCCGGCGAGGCCUCCACUGCCGGCCGGUCCGCCACCAGCGAUGCCACCGCUUGAUGCGGCUUUGAAAGCCAAGUUAGCUGUCUCUGAAAAGUCUGCGCCCGCUAAAGCGGCGAAGAAAAAGAAAAAGAAGAGCAACAUCUCCAGAACCGCGUCGUCGUCAGAGAAUUUAGAGGACGCCGCGGAGAACAAGACACCGCCGCCGAAAGCGAAGAUUGUCAAGGGUAAGUCGAAGGGCAAGAAUUCAAAAAGUUCUUCGCACGACAAUCUCGCCGCUGCGGCGAAGAAAGAUGGCGGUUCUCCACCGAAACCGAACCUUUUACCAAAGGCAAAGGACAGCCCGGUGGGGAACGCGUCAAGAGCGGAGUCAAAAAUCAGCAUCUGAUGCCGUC
This is a messenger RNA of Ostreococcus lucimarinus CCE9901, 1651 nucleotides long. RefSeq lists its product with no specific name. NCBI's taxonomy places the organism in Eukaryota, Viridiplantae, Chlorophyta, Mamiellophyceae, Mamiellales, Bathycoccaceae. The transcript has 2 exons. The coding region runs from base 1 to 1644 and encodes 547 amino acids. The record is from RefSeq and is a predicted model, not a curated record.